Molecule: messenger RNA, 686 nt
Organism: Cyprinus carpio (common carp)
Lineage: Eukaryota; Metazoa; Chordata; Actinopteri; Cypriniformes; Cyprinidae
Gene: efcab10
Product: EF-hand calcium binding domain 10
Molecular function (GO): calcium ion binding
Source: RefSeq, a predicted model, not a curated record
AUUUUUAUUAGUUUAAUAUAUACUAAAUAAUUCGGGUCUCAAAUCUCAUUGAUUGUUUUCGAGGUUUGUCCGCAAAAUAUUCAAAUAUAUGAUAAAAGGAAUUGUUUGUGGUUGUGAUACCAGUUGGGUUGACAAUACAAUACGAAACUGUAAUGAAACGAAUAUAUCCCGUACAUAAACUAAAAUAGCGGGGCGUUCACUGUUGACACUUCUUCUGCGCAUGCGCGGUAUCAUAGCAACAGUGGUAAACAGUGAACCGGUGGCAGAGAUGUCAUCGCCGCGGGAGCUAGAGGCAGCAGAAUACCUCAAGAAACACAAAAUUAUUGAGCUUAUGGAUAAUUUAACUAGUAUGCUCUUCUUCUACAGACCAGAUCGUCCUCGAGAAUUUCUGAUCGACCAGCUUGAAAAGCUGAAAGUUUCCGAGGUUCAUCCAGGAAAGCCUCCGUGCCUCUUUAACGAGUCCAAUUUAGAUGCUCUGUUUGGAGUCCUGGACCCUUCCCAUCAAGGAUUCAUCACUUAUAGUCAAUACAAAGAAGCACUGAAGACACUUGGCAUCAAGAAUUUCAAUGAGUUCCCAGAAGGAGCCAGUGAUGACAGAAUAUCACAAGAGACGUUCAUGAGAGAGGCGACAGAAGGGCUUGUCGGAAGUGCAGCAACAUUCCAGCUAUAGGAGAACUCUGUCCUAA